Molecule: messenger RNA, 915 nt
Organism: Nicrophorus vespilloides
Lineage: Eukaryota; Metazoa; Arthropoda; Insecta; Coleoptera; Silphidae
Product: endothelin-converting enzyme 2-like
Exons: 4
Biological process (GO): protein processing
Cellular component (GO): plasma membrane
Molecular function (GO): metalloendopeptidase activity
Source: RefSeq, a predicted model, not a curated record
CUAUACACUGAGGGCACUUAAGAGAACUUGUUGGUUAGCUGCACCUAAGGCUGGAAUGCGCCGUAGCUUUUAUCUAUUAUUUAGUCAGUGCCUGAAAGCUGCAAACGACACGAAACUGGAACUACAGCAGAAGAGCUGCUAGCGACUGUUACAAAUGAAAUCCAUUAGUGAAAAGUGCGUGCGUGUGUGCAACAAGUGAUUGGUGAUUAAGUAAAGGGGAAGUAAUGCGAACUGGCGGACAAUGCAUUUGUGAUCGAGUUUGAUUAGAGAGAUAUAUAUAUAGCUAGAGCGAAAUGUCUUCGGAACUGAAGGAUACUGUUAAGGAUCAUCACAACAACGGCGUCGAGGGCGGAGGCGGCGGCAGCAACCCAUCGGAAUGUGACCCGUGCAUCGAGGAAAGGAAGAGCCGCGGUCGUGUCCUGUGGGGAAGGACCGAAAAGAAGCUGCGGGACAAAAGUGGACUUACGCGGAAUGGACUGUAUUACGUGGGCGGUUUGCUGCUGCUCCUCUUUACCCUUCUUAUUGUCAUCGUAACCUUGGUGGCCAAUUGGCCCACCACUCCUCACCAUCGGCGGUUUCCAGUUUGCAAGAGCGACUCCUGUUUACGCGCCUCUUCUCAGAUUCAGCUCUAUCUAAAUCAAAGUGCAUCGCAGUGCAGGGAUGUGUGGAAUUGGGCAUGCGGAAGUUGGAUGUCCCAUAGGACCAUUCCGGAUGGUUACAGCAAAUGGAAUCAGAGACAGGAACUGCGACAACAAGAGGCUACAAGAAUUCGUGAUUUGAUAACCACAUUGCCAUUACCUUUACAUACGAAUACUGUGAAAUGGAAAUUGAAGCAUUUUUACGAAUCUUGCGUGGAGAUCGAUAAUGUUAACACCGACGAGGCGAGACCUCUCACGAGCAUCAUCUCGGAAUUGG